This is a messenger RNA of Aspergillus thermomutatus, 1545 nucleotides long. Its product is annotated as wax synthase family protein. The coding region runs from base 1 to 1545 and encodes 514 amino acids. Lineage: Eukaryota; Fungi; Ascomycota; Eurotiomycetes; Eurotiales; Aspergillaceae. The transcript has a single exon. The record is from RefSeq and is a predicted model, not a curated record. Gene Ontology annotation, biological process: lipid metabolic process.
AUGGCCCACCCCAGCUCUUACCGCCAAAUCCUUGACGACAACCGCAACCGGUUCGAGCUCCUCAUCCAGCAUGGAGACUUUAAACCCUUCUACCUGUGGCAUCUUCUUGUCUUCACCGCUCUUCCUUUAUGCGGUCUGUUGAUAUCCCGGCAGCGUGGAGCGCGAUAUGUCCGCCCCGUCGUCUUUGCUCUUAUUCUCAGCACAGCCGUUGAUGUCAUCCGACACCGGCGUGCGCUGCUAGGAGCAAACGGCUAUAUGGGAGGCUUAGUGACUGCCUGGUGGACUAUUUGGAGCGCAACAAUUCUCAUCUUCAACGAUGCCGAAAGAGACUUUGAGCGAAUCGAGAGGCGCUCGUCUGAUGCAUCAUGUCCGGGCAAGGCGCGGACACCAGACGACGAAAACAAGGCUCGGUCUAAUGACAAGGCUGCGAAUGGUCACAUAUUCAAGGCGAAGCAAUAUGCAUCCCAGCGGGAUUCGGAAACGCUCGCCUGGCAACCGUAUCCCCGCGCCUGCUUGCACCGUCUCAACUGGGCGCUGGGCCUGCUCUUCAAUAUGCGAGGACCAGAGUGGAACUGGCGCAUAUCCACCUUGGAUCCGUUGCCAGACUCGCUGCAGACGCAAACAACUACCAGAAAUGGGCAGUCCGCCCGUCAAGCAAUGGACAAGACCGAAAAUAAAGCCGUCUCGCAGCCCGACCCACGGGCGCGUCUGAACGCCGUCCUCCUCGCCUUCCUCGAGCACUAUCUCCUCCUGGACCUGCUCAAGGUCCUCAUGAUGCACGACCCGUACUUCUGGGGCAUGGUCUCGUCGGCCCCGGCCCGCCCAUUCCCAUUCACCCAUCUCCCACUCCCGACUAUCCCCCUCAUCCUCGUCCGCCUCUACCGACUCAUCCUGGGCGGCCUCGGCGUCUACGCCGCUCUAAGCUUCGUCACCUCCCUCAACCCCAUCGUCUUCCUAGGUCUCUCGCUCGCCUUCCCCAACGCCUCGCGCGCUUUCACACGCGUCCCGCUCGAUGCCCCCUGGCUCUACUCCGACCCCUUCGGCCCGUUCCUCGGCCCCGUCCUCGACCACGGCCUUGCAGGCUGCUGGAGCCAAUGGUGGCACCAACUCUUCCGCUUCGGGUUCGCCUCCACCGCCAAGUUCCUCCUCUCGCUACUCCCCAAACGCCUCGCAGCACGCCCCAGCAUCCGACGCACCGUGACGACCGUCACCGCAUUCUCGCUCAGCGGCCUCAUCCACGCCUGCGGAAGCUACACCCAGCUCGCCGAGACGCGGCCCCGCACCGGCCCUUUCGCCUUUUUCUUCCUGCAAGGCGUUGGGGUCAUCAUCCAGACCCAGCUUGCGCAGCUUGUCAACUCCAGGCACCGGUUCUCGCGGCCGACCAGACGCGCCGCGAAUGCCGUGUUUGUCGUCGGGUGGCUGUUCCUCACUGGCCGCUUGAUCGCGGAUGAUUUUGCCCGGGGCGGGAUCUGGUUGACGGAGCCGUUGCCUGUCAGUCCGCUGCGCGGGCUGGGGCUCGUGUCGAAGGGCUGUCUCUUAUACUGA